Chenopodium quinoa (quinoa) is the source of this 2821-nucleotide messenger RNA. RefSeq lists its product as uncharacterized. The transcript is spliced from 5 exons. The record is from RefSeq and is a predicted model, not a curated record. Lineage: Eukaryota; Viridiplantae; Streptophyta; Magnoliopsida; Caryophyllales; Amaranthaceae. Gene Ontology annotation, molecular function: glycosyltransferase activity. The coding region runs from base 490 to 2637 and encodes 715 amino acids.
CAAAACCCAAAAAAAAAAAAAAAAAAAAAAUCAUUAUUUGAGACACUUUCUCUCUCCUCCGACAGUGGGAUCUCCCACUCGUCAAUCAUCAUUUGACUUAAUUCUUCCUUCUCUCUUGAAAUUUCUUCUUCACUGUAAAAAUAAUAAUAAAAAUAAUAAUGAAUAUAAAAAAAAUACAGCUGAAAAUUGAGCUGAUUUUGCUGCUGCUACUACAUCUUACUCAGCUUCAACAGCUUCUCUGAAUCUUUGAACAUUCGAUAGAAAAUUCCCAGAAAGGAAAGCUAUUGGUGCAUUCAAUGAAUCUGAUAUUAAGAAGCUGUUAAAGGAUUUGUUUGUAAAGCAUUUUGAAUCUUUUACCCAUUUCGAGGGGCCUUCUUUAUUUUCGAUUAUAUGGGUUGUGCUACUUGAUACGAUUUCCUCAUUUUGUGAGAUAAUAACAUUACACUGGACUAUUCUUUAUUUUCGAUUAGUUUGAGUAGGGAGUUGUAAAUGGAGGACAAUCAUAACGACGAGGAUUUGCUGGGAAAUGUGAUUAGGCCAUCGGCAUUGAGGACCUUAAAGCCUACAUUGUCCGGAAGAUCGACCCCUAGGUCUUCUCCCACGUUUCGAAGGCUUCCUUCUACUCGAACACCUAGGCGAGAUGGUAGAUCUGGUGGGGGUAGGUUUCAGUGGUUUAAGAAUAGUCCGGUGGUGUACUGGCUACUUUUGAUUACUCUGUGGACUUAUGGUGGAUUCUACAUCCAGUCUAGGUGGGCUCAUGGGGAUAAUGAAGGUAACCAAGUUGGGUUUGGGAGUAAUUCCAGGAAUGAGUAUGUUAAUUCAGGGCAGAAUCAGCAUCGUGAAUUGAAAUCAGAUGAUGAAAUUUUUAAUGUGAAGAAUCGGUCUAGUCGUAGUCUUGUAGGAAAUGGGAUCAAAUUUAAUAGUAGCAUAGAUUUAUCUUUGACUGAAGAAGAUGUUAUUUUACCUCCUAGAAUUCGACCUUCCCGGACUGUACCUUCUAAAAAGAGGAGUAAGAAAGGAAGGCGUGGCUCACAAAGUAAAUCACGUGGUAGACGAAAGAUUGGGGAAGAUUUUAGAACAAGAGAUGCGGAUGAUGUGCUGGAAGAGCAGAUUCCAAUGAGUAAUUCUACCUAUCGGUUGCUAGUUGGUCCAUUUGCCUCUACUGAGGAUAGAAUUCUGGAAUGGAGUCCUGAGAAACGAACAGGAACAUGUGAUAGGAAUGAACUCUUUGCACGUCUAGUUUGGUCUAGAAACUUUGUCUUGAUAUUUCAUGAACUGUCAAUGACUGGAGCUCCCCUUUCCAUGCUGGAGCUAGCAACUGAGCUACUAAGUUGUGGGGCAACAGUUCAUGCUGUAGUCCUAAGCAGACGAGGUGGUUUAAUGUCAGAGCUCACAAAGAGAAGGAUCAAGAUCAUUGAUGACAAGGCAGAACACAGCUUCAAAGCUGCCAUGAAAGCUGAUCUUGUCAUUGCUGGAUCAGCAGUCUGUGCACAGUGGAUAGAGCAAUAUCUUGCUUAUUUCAAUGCCGGCUCUAAUCAAAUUGCUUGGUGGAUCAUGGAGAAUCGCCGUGAGUACUUUGACCGGUCAAAAGUCUUGCUCAAUCGAGUUAAAAUGCUUGUAUUCCUCUCCGAAUUACAGUCUAAGCAGUGGCUUGACUGGUGUAAGGAGGACAACAUUACAUUGACUACCCAAACAACAUUGAUUCCCCUUUCUGUCAAUGAUGAAUUGGCCUUCGUAGCUGGCAUCCCCUGCUCACUUAAUACUCCUUUGACAAACCCAGAGAGAAUGUCACAGAAGCGUCAGAUGCUACGACAAGCUGUAAGGCAGGAGAUGGGGUUGGAAGAUCAUGAUAUGCUAGUCAUUUCUCUAGGCAGCAUAAAUUACCCCAAGGGUCAACUCCUUCUUGUUGAAUCAGCAUACUUGGUAAUUGAAGAACAACCUUCUCAAAGUGAAGUUAAAUCAAUGACUUCACCAGAGACGGAGAAAAAAGCAUCCAAAUUGGCUAAGAAGUUUCAUUUAAGAGGUAUCGCGUUGAAGCCAAAUAGCACUAGUGGGUCUUCCCAAAUCAGCAUGUCUGACAGCUUGCCUGGCACAGAUCCCACAAGAUCUGAAAUUGCUCAAAAAAUUCCAAGAAUCCGUGAAGUUACUGAUCGAAAACUUAAGAUUCUAAUCGGUUCAGUUGGAUCCAAGAGCAACAAGGUGAUGUAUGUGAAAGAAAUUCUUGAAUUUUCAUCAAAACAUUCAAAUUUGUCAAAGUCCAUCCUGUGGACUCCAACAACAACACGUGUUGCUUCACUGUAUUCUGCAGCAGAUGUUUAUGUCACCAAUUCCCAGGGGCUCGGAGAGACAUUUGGAAGAGUGACAAUUGAGGCAAUGGCAUUUGGUCUGCCGGUGCUUGGAACAGAUGCUGGUGGUACGAAAGAAAUAGUUGAGCAAAAUAUUACAGGCCUCCUCCAUCCCGUGGGACAUCCAGGGACUAAAGUACUAGCUGAAAAUCUCAGGUAUUUGUUGAAAAACCCAUCAAUUAGGCAGCAAAUGGGACUAAGAGGUAGGGAAAAGGUAGAGAGAAUGUACUUGAAGCGGCAUAUGUACAAGUUAUUCUUCGAGGUCUUGUUCAAGUGCAUGCGAAUCAAAUAGAAUUUUUAUCUUAGAUGAAUUUUCCAUUUAUUUUUGAUCUGGUAACAGAGUUUUUACUACUAGUAUCAGAAAGCAUCAUGCCACUAAAUUAAAGGAUAUCGUAACAUUUCUUAUUCAGGGAAGAAUACUAUUCUUGUAUUCUUCCAAAGAUCUUCCUGGUAUAAUACAUUAGAUGAUUUGAAUC